AGAGAGAGAGAGAGAGAGAGAGAGAGAGAGAGAGAGAGAGAGAGAGAGAGAGAGAGAUGGACGUCAUCAAUGUGGUGAGGGAGUGGGUUGGCGGUCGUGAAGUGAACAUCAACGAGACGCCGUCAAGGAGAGACGGGCGUCAUGAUCGGGAGCUGGAUUUCGGAGCGGAAGUGGUCGAAGUCGAUGUCCGCUUCUAUGUCGUCCUUGCCGGUUCACGGCAUGCGAUGGACGUCAUGGCUGCCCUAGGUUCCGAUGGCCAUGGCCGACUGUGCGAACUUCGGCUGCUCGCGACGAAGACUCAUCCCAUCGUCCCCGACAGGCGCGUGCCAAACGAAAGAGACGUGGUGGGGGACAUUCUGCAUCAUCUCGUGUCCGCCAUAGCCACCGAGCAUGAUGGGAGGAUGGAUGACAGCCCUUGGUAUAGGGCCAUCCUCGAUGCACCUCUGCAGGGAACGCCGUACCUGCACGACGAAGUUUAGGUCUGGGGUCCGGAGGACGACGAUCGCUUGCUCCGUCGUUGGCGACACUG
Molecule: messenger RNA, 529 nt
Organism: Chara braunii
Lineage: Eukaryota; Viridiplantae; Streptophyta; Charophyceae; Charales; Characeae
Source: the annotation of a GenBank genome assembly